AUGGAUAAAACAAUUGUUCAUUCUUACUGUAUUAUUGCAUUAUUGCUGAUAUUAUCAUUAAACUGUCACGCAGAGAAUGCGACAAAUGUGUUCGAUAUAAGGAAUGAAUGUAAUACGGUAGAAAGAUACGUGGCGGUUGUACUGUUUUCACUGCUUUUGUUAUACGGUAUUGUCAGCAAUGUACUGUUAAUGGUGGUAUUCUGUAGCCGUGACAAUCUUUACAGUCGAGCGUUCAUUAUUAUCGCAUCACAAAUUAUUGUUUGUAGCUUCUUGAACUUUAUCCCACAAGCGACCAUUGUUGUGCUUAAAAUAGUAAGGAACAAAAAUUUUGGGACAUGGAUUUACCGAAUAUUUUCUGUUUUGAGUACAUUUUCGUUUUUCGUCUCGUUGCACUUAACAUUUUUAUUGGCAAUGAAUCGCCUUAUAGCUAUACGUUUUCCAAAAUUUAACGCUUUUUUCAAAUCGAUGAAAUUCUAUUUUCUGCUCAUCUUCCUAUGGUUAUCAGGUUUCGGAUAUGAGCACAAGAAAACGAUUGCAACAAGCAAAUAUGAACGAAUGAUGUUGAUUCAGGCAGUGUUUGUUUGUGGUGCAAUGGAAAUUCAAAUUUUCUGUUUCAACUUCCUGUCGAAGCUUACCAUCAAACUGGUAGGCAAAGAAGUUGAAAUUUUCGUCAAUAUUUUGACCAACUGUUUUGUAAUUUUCAGUGCUGCUGUAUUGCCUACCGCCAAUUUAAUUUUCGUCAAACGAUUUCGAGAAAGCGUGAAACAAGCACUCGUAAAAUUAUUUUCUAAAAUUAAGGUCACGAAAAGAAUGUUUACUGAUUACCACUUACAUUAA
Messenger RNA from Brugia pahangi, 837 nucleotides. The record is from the annotation of a GenBank genome assembly. Lineage: Eukaryota; Metazoa; Nematoda; Chromadorea; Rhabditida; Onchocercidae.